ACUGAUGCAUUCUCACAAUUAAGCAGCCCCUCAGUUUACAGGUCGACCACAACAAAGCAACAACUCGCCUUUUUUUUGUUGUUGUUGUUGCGCGGCCCCGGAUAUUCGGAGCUAAAAUAUGGCUCUUUAAACUCGCGAAGUCGUCGGACCCGAUAAGAAACCGUGCUUUGCCUUAGCAACGCACCCUAAGUGCUCUACCUUUUUUCUCUGCAAGAAUGGAGUUUCAUUAUGCUCACCCAGCCCUGCUCUCUGUGGCCCAUCUGUCAGACCCUGCCUGCUCCCAGCACAUGCUUGGACUUGGACUGAAUCAAAGUGCCAACAGACAAUAUGAUGGCAACAUCAGCUCCUGUUUGGAAGACUCUUCGUGUCUGCCCGGCAGACCCCCUCGCUCCCUCUCACCCACAGGCUAACCACAGCCAAUCACAGGGGUGCAGGGGGGAGGUGUCAGAGGAGAGUCACCACUUAAUUGGUGAUGGUCUCACUGACUGGAUGACGGAAGAAGUGGAUUUUUCCUCGUACCUCCCAAACCCUCCUUCCCCUCCCUCCUCCACCAAUGCCUCCCUUCCCCCGUCGCCCCUUCAGAAUGAUAUCCAGGUGCCCUCUGACUUGGAGGUCAUGACCUCUCUGCUGCAAGAGGAACUUGCCCAACUUGAGGACUACUUCCUGUCUGAGCCACUGCCAGAGAAAGGGCCACGGCUCGGAAAAUGCGACCGGGGUCCUCUGCCGGCGGGUCCUCAGCCGUUCUGUCAGCUGCCAUACGCAUCCUACUCUACAUCUAACCAAUCAGAAUCCAGCCCACUCCUUGUUACCCUGGCAACCGGAGAACUGGACCUGCUGAGUGUCUGUGGCGGGCCCAUCGGGCGAUCCAAAAUUCCAAGACACGCCCCGUACAGCUGCAGUCGCCCCAGUGGGUGUGUUAGGAAAAGAGUCCCAGAUGGGGCGAGGUUCAGUGAAGGCUACGAUAACAGUUUGUUGAGUUCCAAAGGAAGCAACUCAGGUAACGCAGCGGUGACCCUCGCAGGUAGCUACGACUACGUAGAGGACGAGCAGCUGGUAGGGAAAAGCUACUGUCUGGGUAGUGCAGUCGAGGUCAGAAGAUGUGGCGUUCUACCAAGAGACGAGAAAAAUUGCUGUUUCAGUCAAGAUGUCAUAGGUGGCGCGAAGGUCGUCGGUGGUGGAUUUGGCUUCGGUGGAUCAAUAAACGUCCCGCACAAGAAAGAGGAUCUGCUGAUGUACAGCAUGAGGGAGGUCAGCGGAGGCACUAGUAACAACGAGGGGCUGAAUAGUAUCAAAACAAGUGUGGAGAUGACAAAGGCCACCGUUUCGUGGAAAUCGGAGAGCAGCGACGGUUGUUAUCUUCCAGCAACACCGCAGUCCGAGGCCUAUCAUAGCUUCUUAAGCAACAUCAAUGAACAGGUGAAAGCAGAGAGUCUACAGAGAGGGCAACAUGAUUUGCACUGUAAUUUCCUGGAGGAUCAGGGCCCAGAGUGUCUUUUAAUGUCGAGGGAGAGUUUGAGCUUGGAGUCACCAGGGCACAGACAGGCAUGCAGGCUGAAGGAAGACCACUGCGCUUUGAGUUACGAAGACGACCUGGUUCCAGCCGAAGGCGGGAAGCGCAAACAGAAGAAGAGGGAUCAGAACAAAACUGCCGCUCACAGGUACCGCCAGAGAAAAAGGGCAGAGUUAGACACUUUGGAGGAACAGCUGCACGGCCUGGAAGGGAAGAACCGGGAGCUCCGGGAUAAGGCAGAGUCGGUAGAACGCGAAAUCCAGUACGUCAAAGACCUGCUGAUUGAAGUUUACAAGGCCCGCAGCCAAAGGCUCAAGCAGGACACAACAGCGUAGCACCAAGAUCCUGCAAGUAGAUUUAAAGCGGCCGCCGCCGGGAGAAUGUGGCGCUCUUUGUGUCUGUGAGAUUGUCCAGGAUUGAAUGUUUGAUUUUUUUUCUUUUAAUGCGGGUGGGGUAAUUGCAUGCUUUGCUAUGACGUGAAUUCUUUUUUACAUUUUAAAAUCAACACUAUCCAAUGCUUCCAUUGCUUUCGCACUCUAAUCACUUGAGCCUGCACUGUGGCAUUGCAAUGCUUUAAAUGACAAUCAUUUUUAACGGAUCUCACACUGCCUGGAUCUACCAAAUAUGGUUAUUUCCAAGAAGUAAUGUUAUUCACGAUGCAGGUUUAACAUGUUUAAACGCCUUACAUUGGAAUUGAUGUCAGCAAUAGAACUAAAUGUGUUGGGUUUUUUCAAAUUUGAUUUUGGAAUUAGUGUAUCACCCAAAGUUGAACAGUUAAAGUCAUCCAACAUGUUGUUGUCCAGACAUGAAAGGGAGUCAUUUCAUUUUGACCACAUUUUUUAUACCUUUUUUAGAGUCAUUUCUCGCCCCUCUUGAACAGCAAAUAUUAUUAUUAUUAUUUCGAUUGCUAUGAAUAUUUUAGAAUAUUUGGAUUGCGCUUGAAGAUGUAUUGACUUUUAAAACUGCAAAAAAAACGGUCAGUGUACCGAAGAGCAAGAAACCUUUCGUCAUCAACCGUAGCAAAUAUUUUAUUAGUUUAAUAUUGUUAUUCUUUCUUGGACAAAGCCUUUGAUAGGUGCAGCCCAAAAUAUUUGAUAUGAUUCGGAUGCUUUUUGCAUGUAGUUCCGUUUUACUUUUACUGAAGGUAAAAUCAAUUUUAACCAACCUGUUUAAAAAAAUUAUUAUUAAAGUAAUUUUUAAAACAUUUACAUUGCUCUUUAAGCCCAAAUCACAUAUUUCUUCCAGCAGUGACUAUUGUCCAAAUAAUUCAUUGUGACUAAAACAGAAUUUGCUAAUAAUUAUUUUUUUCCAUGUUGUAAAAUAUCUAUUUUGCAGCUCAGGACAUACAAUUUGUUCUCCAGUCCCAUCCCAGUAGAUUCCACGCAGGAGACGUUUGUCCUUAAUUUUACAAGAUUUAAUUGUUUGUUUUUCCUGAUGUAAGAAAGGGGCUCCAUAUGUAGAACGAUUGUAAGUAGUGGAGUUUUCGCAGCCUCCCUAUGCAUGUUUUUCCAUAAACGGAGUAGAAAAUGUAGACUUUCAGAAAUAAGAUUUUUCUCUCUAAAGUGCUCGUUGAGGCAAUACGUUUUAUAGGCCUCUGGCUGAUCUGCACUAAUUUGUAACGACUUUGUAUGUUCAGGGAAUGAAGUGUGUUAGCCUUGUCUUUGUAGAAAAGAAAAUGUCAUUAGGGUUAUUUGUUUUGGCAGUGUAUGGAUACUGUCUGUAAUUUAUUGUCUGAUUUAUCUGAUUUAUUGAUCAGGAAAUAACUUACUGUUACUGUUAAAUAUGCCUAUACCGGGCAUAUCUUUUUUUUUUCUAUGCAUAUUUAUUUUAAGACAAUCUUCAUUAUGAACGCAGAAUUUUUUAUUUAUUCAGCUUUUGGCAAUACAUGUCACAUGUUCAACUGCGACUUUUUGAAACCAAAAAUAUGUGACAGCACUUAUAACGCUUUGUCAUUUAAUGUUUAUUUAACCAUGUAUGCUCGUGUGAGGUUACUUUUAUUAAAACAUCAAAUAAAAGGAGUCUAACUCG
Gasterosteus aculeatus aculeatus (three-spined stickleback) is the source of this 3538-nucleotide messenger RNA. RefSeq names its product activating transcription factor 5a (gene atf5a). Gene Ontology annotation, cellular component: nucleus. The record is from RefSeq and is a predicted model, not a curated record. Lineage: Eukaryota; Metazoa; Chordata; Actinopteri; Perciformes; Gasterosteidae. Gene Ontology annotation, molecular function: RNA polymerase II transcription regulatory region sequence-specific DNA binding; DNA-binding transcription activator activity, RNA polymerase II-specific. Gene Ontology annotation, biological process: regulation of transcription by RNA polymerase II.